UGGUGCCUUCAGACACGAUGAAGCUCUCCGUCCUGCUGUUGCUUUUCAUCUCGGCUGUCUUCACGACGGGUAUGCCGCCGGUCAGCAGGGAUUACAACACCCACUGUCGGUGCCCACAGGUGGAGACCAGGGUCAUUCCUCCAGACAGUCUGAAGAGCAUCAAGAUCAUCCCCAAAGGAGUUCACUGCCAGGUCACAGAGGUCAUAGCUGGCCUGGUGGGCGGGGAGAGGAUCUGUCUGGACGGCCAGGCCCCCUGGGUGAGGAAACUCAUUCACUAUGUUUUCGGGAAGAUGUCCACAAGGAAGGGAGCCCUUCUCCCGAAUAAACGUGGUUCAAGAGGAGGGACCGUGCACGUGAAACCUGCCUUGUGAAAGAAAAAAGUGGCUGUAAAGGUCAAGAUGUUGCUGUAAAUGUAAGUUACAUUGUGGCGUAAAGCUCCUUUAGUGAGGUGUCAAAGGAGUUUAUCGAAUACUUUUUCAAAGCAAAAGCAUUGCAACUUGUGUCAGUUGAGUCUCGCAGCGUGUCUGCAAUAUAAUAAUGUGCAAUAUUUCAAAAUGGCAUCUCUACUGGCUAUGUGUACUACAUAUUUUAAACAUCUAAAGGCCAUAUUGUUAAUGGGUUCAUGAUUGGGUGGGGAAAUGUAACCAAGUUUGCUGAAUGUUUUAUGGGAAUAAAAAGAUGUUUUUCUGUACAGAAAGGCAGAAUCAUGACGCACCCUUUCAAAUUAAAGCAAAUAUGUUACAUAGAAAAAUACUUAUAUAUAUGAAAUGUUCAUGGAGGAUUUUGAUAAUACUCUCAUGCCAUUGGUUUGGACGAUAUUGAAUGUAUGCGUGAUAUAAAAUGCAACGUAAUUGAUUGAUUGAUACAUAUUGAAGUGUAUUGUAUGUCGGCCUCCUGCGGUCUGGCACUAAACUAGAUUACCACCUGACCGGCGGCUUGCUCCCAGGAAAUGAAUGAAUAUAAUUUGUCCAUGGCACCUCAUGCUCCUUAUCUCUGCACUACAUGUAAGUUCCUGUUGUCCACGUACCUUGUGGCCUCAUGUCCAGUUUAAGUCUGUACGUUGUGUUUCUGAUCUGUUGUCACCAAA
Lampris incognitus (smalleye Pacific opah) is the source of this 1087-nucleotide messenger RNA. It is a transcript of the gene cxcl19, whose product is annotated as chemokine (C-X-C motif) ligand 19. The record is from RefSeq and is a predicted model, not a curated record. The transcript has 3 exons. Gene Ontology annotation, cellular component: extracellular region. Lineage: Eukaryota; Metazoa; Chordata; Actinopteri; Lampriformes; Lampridae. Bases 18 to 371 code for a protein of 117 amino acids. Gene Ontology annotation, molecular function: CXCR chemokine receptor binding; chemokine activity. Gene Ontology annotation, biological process: cellular response to lipopolysaccharide; chemokine-mediated signaling pathway; inflammatory response.